UUGACAUUGUGGCUUGGUGUUGUGCUAUUUGUAUGCAGAAGUAGCUUACUAAAGUAUUGAUAGCCCACACUCCGAAACAGACGGUGGCGGUAAUGCGCCCUAAAGCUGUCACUGAAUAUAUUCAAAAGAAGAAGAACCCAACGCGGGCGGUGCUUACGUAAGGAGAGGGAAAUCCAAAACAGAGCCGACGACCCGUCUUAUCCGAGAGGAGUGGAACAGGAGGGUUGAUUAAGAUAGACAACGUUUAUCAAGUGGACAACUGCUACAAAAAUGCAAAGGGCUUCUCGUUUAAAGCGUGAGCUUCAGAUGCUAAGCACCGAGCCACCUCCCGGGAUAACAUGCUGGCAGACCGAAGAUCAGAUAGACGACCUACGGGCACAGAUAUUGGGUGGAUCAGGAACUCCUUAUGAAGGUGGAGUCUUCUCCUUGGAAGUCAAGAUUCCAGAGAGGUACCCAUUUGAGCCUCCCAAAAUACGAUUCUUGACCCCAAUCUACCAUCCAAACAUUGACAAUUCAGGACGAAUAUGCCACGAUGCUCUCAAACUCCCACCAAAGGGUGCCUGGAAGCCAUCUCUAAACAUUUCAACAGUCCUCACUUCCAUUCAGCUACUCAUGGCAGAACCAAAUCCAGAUGACCCACUGAUGGCUGAUAUAUCAUCAGAGUUCAAAUACAACAAACACCUGUUUAUGGAGAAGGCCAGGAAGUGGACACAAGAACAUGCUGUCCAGAAGAUUUCUGGUGUUGUGGAGGUCGACAAGGAAAAUACUCUUGAUCAGAAAGCAUCAUCCCAAAAAAGAGGGGCACUCAGUGUACAGCAGGAAGCAGAGGAGCCAGCAAAGAGAACCCGUGUGUAGUUUCCACCUCACUCAUUAGAGCCAAAGAUCUCUCUUUGUGCACCACCUGAUACAACUGACACCUUUUUAGAACUGUGAUUUUAAUGUUUCACUUAGUUCUAAUACUGUCUUCUCUCUUUUUUUUUUUUUAAAUGUAUAUUAGUGGAUAAAAGUGUGCAUGCCUGUAUGUAUAAUGUAUGUGCUUAUGUUGUGAUAUCAAAGUUAAAUUUUAUUAAAGUGUUACAGAGAGUGCCUGGA
Molecule: messenger RNA, 1092 nt
Organism: Archocentrus centrarchus (flier cichlid)
Lineage: Eukaryota; Metazoa; Chordata; Actinopteri; Cichliformes; Cichlidae
Gene: ube2t
Product: ubiquitin-conjugating enzyme E2T (putative)
Exons: 7
Coding region: 271-855 (194 amino acids)
Source: RefSeq, a predicted model, not a curated record